AUGACGCGACACGAGCUGGAGAAGCUAGACAUCUCCGACUUAGCUUCCAUCUGCAAAGCCUUCAUCAUCAAACAUACUAUCGCUCAGGCCUCGAUCCUUAAUCUACACAGUUCUCUCCGACAACUGAUGACGCAACCGGGUUCCCGACCAAACAGUCAUCAGCCGGACCUUUGUGUCGGCAUAGAUUUCGGGAGUACGCAUACAGGUGUCUCUUGGAACACCCCAAAGGAGGAGAGCAAAAAAAUCAAUAUCAUCAAUCAGUGGCCUGGAGAGGCUCGGCGUAGAGACAAGGUCCCGAGUGUUCUCGCCAAAGAUGUCAGUGGAGGGGAGACGAGAUGGGGUUUUCUCUGCGAAGAGUUGGCUGAAGACAAAAAAUGGGGGUUCUUCAAGCUGCUCCUGGACCCGAAGCUGCACAGAAACGAGUUGACAGAUACCGAGCCUUCGUCUUGGGUGCCAAGGACGACAGAUAAGUUACACGAGCUUGUGACACUGUAUCUGCGUCGGGUCUACACCCACAUCAGUAACGAGAUUCCCAAGAUUAUCAAGACCGAUCCUUCCUUAAGUCAACAGCUCAAGCUCAAGACCUGGGACUCCUUGACAAUCGAUUUCAUAUUCAGCACCCCAAUGACAUGGUUAGCCCCUGCCAGCCACUGCUUCAGAGGCAUAGUCUCCAAAGCAGGCUUUGGCGAGCAGAAACUCCACAGAGUUAUGCUAGGGCCAACGGAAGCUGAGGCUGCUGUGGUUUUCACAUGUCAACCGAAGACGGUCGGCAAAGUCCAGAAGGGCGAUGUCGUCCUCUCGAUCGAUGCAGGAGGAGGAACAACCGGCAUUGCCUUCCUCAAGGCAACAGCCGACACAACUAACUCACUCACCUUAGAGACAAUACAUCCCGUCACCGGUAUGGGCGUUAGUUCCAUGGGAAUCGACUACGAGUUCGAGGAUCUGAUCGAAGAUCGGAUCAAGAAGCACCCCAAAGCUUGA
Molecule: messenger RNA, 981 nt
Organism: Fusarium keratoplasticum
Lineage: Eukaryota; Fungi; Ascomycota; Sordariomycetes; Hypocreales; Nectriaceae
Exons: 2
Coding region: 1-981 (326 amino acids)
Source: RefSeq, a predicted model, not a curated record